AUGGACAAAAAGCAACAUUCAAAAUCGACUGCUAGUGGAUCUUCUUCAUCAUCCACAACAAAUAAACCAAAGAAAACAUCAUCAUCAUCAUCAUCAUCAUCAACAGCAGCAUCAGUGUCAACGAUGGGCAGAAGUGCUGCGCUUCCUCAACCUGCUCGUCGAAUUAUUCAGAAUUUUCUUCUCGUCUGGCUCGAUGCUAAUAUUGACGAGUCAAAGGAAGAUUUUCAAAAUUCGUUAAAACAUUUACGACGAAUCGUAGCAUCUAUUACAACAUUCACGGAUACUCGACAAUGUUUUGAUUUUCUUAGUGGCAUUACAAAGGAAAAGGCAUUUAUGAUCGUAUCGGGUUCACUUGGACAGAAAUUUGCACCAGAAAUGGAAGCUAUACCACAAUUAGAAUCCGUGUAUGUUUUUUGUGGUAAUCAAUCUUACCAUGAACAAUGGGCUAAUAAGGUACCGAAGAUCAAAGGUGUAUACACAAAAAUUGAACCAAUUUGUAAAGCCCUAGAAAUUGAUCGACAACGAUGUGAUCAAGCUAUGAUCUCGAUCAGUUUCAAUGGUCUUGAUGCAUUAUUUAUGUACACACAACUUUUGAAAGAAGCAGUCUUAGAAAUCGAAGAUGAUGAUAAAAAAUCUAUCAAAGAUCUUGUUACAUACUGUCGUGAACAAGAAGAUAUAUCUGAAGAUCAAAUUAAACAAGUUGAAAAUGAAUAUCGUAAUCAUACGCCAAUAUGGUGGUAUACAGCCGAGACUUUUAUAUAUCCUAUGCUUAAUCAUGGUCUUCGAGUCAUGAAUGUCGAUAUCAUAAUGAAACUGGGGUUUUUCAUCCGACAUUUACACAAUCAUAUUACGAAAUUACAUCGUGAACAAGAAAACAACAUGCCAAAACAUUUUCAAGUCUUUCGGGGACAAGGUUUGUCCUCGGAAGAUUUUGAAAAAAUGAAAAAAACUAUAGGAGGACUUAUGUCCUUCAAUAAUUUUCUAUCAACAAGUCGCAAUCGCAAUAUUUCACUGGAAAGCUUUGCACGACCAGCAGCGAAGAAACCCAAUUCGGUUGGCAUUCUUUUCAUUAUGAACAUUGACACGACUAUUUGCAAAAAUUCAUUAACACCAUUUGCUGAAGCAACUUCCGAUCGAGAUAAGGCGGCAUACAAUCAUCAACUUGGCUGGGUAUAUAAUAGAAUGGGUGACUAUUCACAAGCACUUCCAUAUUACGAAAAAUCACUGGACAUCUACAAGAAAAUUCUCCCUCCAAAUGAUAUCGGUUUAGCUUCUUUCUACAACAACAUCGGUAUGGUGUAUUAUAACAUGGGCGAGUACUCGAAAGCACUUAAAUACUACGAAAAAGAUCUGGAGAUCAGUCUGAAAGCUCUCCCUCCGAAUCAUCCCGACUUGGCUACUUCCUACAACAACAUCGGUUUGGUGUAUGAUGAAAUGGGCGAGUACUCGAAAGCACUAACAUCGUACGAACGAGCACUUGAAAUCCGGAAAAUAGCUCUUCCUCCGAAUCAUCCCGACUUGGCUACUUCCUACAACAACAUCGAUCAAUUAUUUGAGCAUCAUAAUCAAAAUCAUAGUACAAAUUUAAUAAUUGGUUAUCUUAAAUUACAUGUCAAAAGAUUUCAAUCAUCAUCAAGAAAAAGUCAACGAUCAAAAACAAGAACUAGAAAUAUUGGUACAAAUGAACAACAUCUUUCAAUCAAAAUGAAUAAACAACACGAUAUUUUAGUAUAUAAAAUGAAUGAUGAAUUAUAUUCAAAAUCAAUGAUUAAUAAUGAAAAACAAACAUCAGUUGCUAAACUUGUUAAUCAAUUAUGUUUAAUGCUUGUUUGA
Molecule: messenger RNA, 1833 nt
Organism: Rotaria sordida
Lineage: Eukaryota; Metazoa; Rotifera; Eurotatoria; Philodinida; Philodinidae
Source: the annotation of a GenBank genome assembly